Messenger RNA from Cavia porcellus (domestic guinea pig), 6879 nucleotides. RefSeq names its product CDP-L-ribitol pyrophosphorylase A (gene Crppa). The coding region runs from base 319 to 1512 and encodes 397 amino acids. Gene Ontology annotation, cellular component: cytosol. Gene Ontology annotation, molecular function: D-ribitol-5-phosphate cytidylyltransferase activity. Lineage: Eukaryota; Metazoa; Chordata; Mammalia; Rodentia; Caviidae. The record is from RefSeq and is a predicted model, not a curated record. Gene Ontology annotation, biological process: protein O-linked glycosylation via mannose; isoprenoid biosynthetic process. The transcript is spliced from 9 exons.
CAGUGGAACCUAGAAGCCUCAGAAUUUAAUGAAAUUUGGAGAAUUGAGGUGCACACAAGCUCUGGGUCCCGCACUGUGACUUGAAGCCACUUUCCCUCCACGUGUUGGAGCGGGACCGAGUCCCAGCUGACCUCUGCGACGCGCACCGCCCGGGGCAGGACCCUCCGACGGGAGGACGAGCGCCUGCACGCCUGCGGCCUCCCGGUGGCGCUGGGCCCGGGCAGUCGCGGCGGGGUCGCCGGGGCAGGGGUCGCCUUCCGCCCGCCCGUCCGCCGCGCGCUCCCCCGGUGUCCCGUCUGCCGCGCGCCCCGGGCCGCCAUGGAGCGGGCAGUGCUCGGCCGCGCAGGGCCCGCGGAGCCGGGGCCUUUCCUGAGCAGCGCGCGCGGCCCCGAGCCGCCGGGCUCGGCUUCCUCCGCCUGCGCGCUCGCGGUGGCCGCCGUGCUGCCGGCGGGGGGCUGCGGGGAGCGCAUGGGCGUCGCCACCCCGAAGCAGUUCUGCCCGGUCCUGGAGCGGCCGCUCAUCAGCUACACCCUGCAGGCCCUGGAGAGAGUAUGUUGGAUAAAGGACAUUGUUGUGGCAGUAACUAGAGAGAACAUAGAAGCAAUGAGAAGUAUCAUUCAGAAGUAUCAACAUAAAGGCAUCUCACUGGUGGAGGCAGGAGUGACUCGCCACAGGUCCAUUUUCAGUGGACUGAAAGCACUGGCAGGGGACCAGCCUGGCUCCAGACUCUCCAAGCCCGAAGUUGUGAUUAUCCAUGAUGCCGUGAGACCAUUUUUUGAGGAGGAUGACCUCCUCAAAGUUGUCAAAGCUGCUAAGGAACAUGGGGCUGCGGGAGCAGUUCGACCUCUCGUAUCUACGGUCAUCAGUCCCUCUACUGAAGGUUGCUUAGACCACUCGUUAGAACGUGCCAGAUACAGAGCAAGUGAAAUGCCACAGGCAUUUCUAUUUGAUGUGAUCUAUGAAGCCUAUCAGCGGUGUAGUGACUAUGACUUGGACUUUGGAACUGAGUGCUUGCAGUUGGCUCUGAAGUACUGUUGCACUAAUGCCAAACUUGUGGAAGGAUCCCCUGACCUCUGGAAGGUGACCUACAAACGAGAUCUGUAUGCGGCUGAAUCGAUUAUUAAGGAGAGGAUUUCACAAGAAAUUUGCAUAAUUGUGGAUAGAGAAGACAAGGAACAUGUAGCUCAUCUUCUUGAAGCUGUACUAAAAAAUGAAUUAAAUCAUGUAAAAGUCACAUCUGGAGCUCCGUGUCCUUCCGGCAGCAGUGUUCAGCGCGUCAUGUUAGAACAGUGCUACAGUUUUGUUUGUGUGAAUGUUAUGACAACUGAUUUUCAAAAUACCCAGAAAUUCCUGCGCAUGCUUGAGGAAAGCAACCUUUCCAUUUUAUAUCCUGUAGUAGUUGUUUCGGAUGAACAGAAGGUACAGGAGAGCCUAAGACAAGGUGCCGUCAUUAUUGCUGCCUUAAUGAAAGACAGAAACUCUGCGCUCACUGGUCAGCUGCUGGUGGCAUGAAGCACAUGGACAGGAAAUCACCUUUCGGGCUUCUGAUCAUGUUUGCCUGUCUCUACUGCAUUUCCUUCCCAUCCUGCUGCCUCUUAUUGUGUGCACGAGAGAUGUUCAAGUUAUUUUCUCUAUCUUAUAAGUUACAGGAUGUGAUACUUAGACAAUAAAAGUGGGUCAGUGUUUGUGUCUGUCGCGUUGGGUAUGUCAAAUAUAAAUUGUCUGACUCACAAGAGACAAUGACUCGCUUCACAUAAAGGAUCGUCUCACAAAGGAGAAGUGAAAUUGGAAUCAGCAUGGUGAGCCAUUCAUUCCUUAAAGGUGUGAAAAUUUAGAAAACUUUCGCUAUGAUCUUAACUCUGUUAUUUAAUAAAUCACAGUAUAAUUGGCUAAUGAAUAAGAUUCUAAAGUUGUUCUUUCAAUAUGUGACAUUUUGUCUAAAAAACAGGUUACAGAAAAUAGACCUGCUUCACACAUUCUCACAUUUUCCCUCUUUCCUAUCUAGAUCCCAAAAAGAGAUGUAGCCUUUUGCUUUUCCAUUAUUUUUAAAUUGUAUGUUUUCUUGGGUUUAUGAAGCAUAAUUUUGACUUUCAUUGUUUUAAGGAGUCUGAUUUUUCUGAAUAAGUUUUUAAAAAGCCUGAAGAGCUUAAUAAAACUCCAGUGACACUGGUUGGCCAUGCUGGUGGUCUUCUGAGAAACCUGGAAUCCACAGUUGAAUGACUCUUUUGCUGUAGAUAUUACUGCCUUGUCAAAUCAAGUUCUUCUUUUUCAUUUUAUUUUAAACAGAAAAAAACCCAAAGGUUCAUAACGGGAUAAUAGGAGAGUAGCAGUGGUUGAUGCAUUGUGUAUUGUUAUCUUCAGAGUAGUUAGAGUACAAGAUAUAGGCAUGAAAAAACUGUCCAGACAGUAUUAGCACGAACCUUUCUUCUCAAUGAACUAAGAGGAAUUAGUAAUAUGUCUUAGCUACUUGGAGUAUAUAUAAUAUAUAUUUCCUUUCUACUUCCUUCUUUUCUCCUUUCCUCCAUUCCAGAUUCUUUCCUUUUGAAUAAUUUCUUCCCAUUUCACGGUAUCUAUUGUACAUUUUGGAUUUUAUUUAGUCUUUUGGGUUCUCACACUAAUGAGACCAUAUGAUAUUUACACAUGUGAAUCUCAUUUACUUCACUUAUGUGCACGGUUUUGAGCUGCAUCCAUUUACCUGUAAAGUUCGAUGUUAUCCUGUUUUGUGGCUGAGUAGCACUCCAUUAUAUUAAAAAAAAUUUUUUUUAACAGUCCUCAGUUGAAGGCCAUUUGGGUUGUUUCCGAGAUUUGGCUCUUACAAAUUGUGCUGCUAUAAAUAUGGGUACACAUAUAUUGCAGUGGUAUGUUUUUAAUUCUUCUGGGAAGAUAUCCAGAAAGGUAUCUUAAAGAAAAUAAAAAGAAAAAUGGAAGUAAAAUAAAACAGUUUCAAGUCAAACUAAUAGGAAAGUAACAAUAAUUAAUGUAUUACACAUUGAUGUCUCCCUGUUAAUUACUCAGACUACAAGAUAAAGACAUGCCGAAUGUCUAGAUAAUAUUAGCACAAAUCUGUCCAAUGAACUAAGAGAAACUAAGUGUAUACUUAUCUUAACUAUCCUGUGAAUGUACAUAUUUUCCCUUUUCCUUUCCUUUCUGCUAUUAGUUUCUCUUUUCUUUUGAACAGUUUCCUUCUAAUUCACAAUAUCUGUUGUACAUCUUGGAUAUUAUUUACUUGUUCAGCUUUAUUAGUGAGUUAAUUCAUUGUUUACACACAUGGGUCUGAUUUAUUUCACUUAUGAGUAUGGCCUCAAGUUGCAUCCAUUUACCUUUAGAAGUCUUGAGUUUAUCCUUCUUUAUGACUGACUAGUACUCCAUUAUACCUUUAGAAGUCUUGAGUUUAUCCUUCUUUAUGACUGACUAGUACUCCAUUAUACUUUUUUUUUUGUUUUUACCCAUUCCUUGGUUGAGGGGAAUUUGGGUUGUUUCCAACAAUCUAGUUAUUAAAAAUUAUGCUGCUAUAAAAAUAGGAACACAUGUAUUAUUGUGGUUUUUAACUCUUUUGGAAUUCUUUAAUUCUUCUGGAAAGAUAUACAGAAAAAAAUAGCUGGCUUUAAUGGGACCUCUAAACCUAGUUUUUUAAGGAGUCUCCACACUGAUUCCACAGGGGAUAUACUACACUAUAUUCCCACCAACAGUAUUCCUUUACCCCACAGCUCUGCCAGCAUGUGUUACUGAUUGAUUUCCUGAUAGUAGCCAUUCUUUCUAAAAUGAGAUUAAAUCUCAGUAUUGUUUUAAUUUGCAUCGCUUGAAUCACCAGUGAUGUUGUACUUUUUUAAAACAUUUAUUUGCUAUUUGUAUUUCUUCUAAAAAGUACAUAUUCAUUUCAAAUGUCCAUGCUAAUCCUAAUUUUUUGAGGAAUCUCCACACUAAUUUCCACAGUGGUUGCACCAGGCAACGCUCACAUCAACAGUGGAGAAGCAUUCCUUUUUCCCCACAGCCCCUCCAGCAUUUGUUAUUGAUUUCCUCAAGAUAGCCAUUCUCACGGAGUGAAAUGGACUCUCAGUGCUGCUUUAAUUUGCCUUUCUUGAAUGAUCGAUGAGGUUGAAGAUUUUUUCAUGUAUUUAUUUGUAAUUUGUAUUUCUUCAUCUGAGAAGUGUGUAUGCCCUCAUGUGCCCAUUUUUGGAUUAGGUCCUUGCAUUCAGGGGAUCUGAUUUUUUUUCAGUUCUUUAUAUGUUUUAGAUAUAAUUUCUUUGUUUGAGGCACAACUGGCUCUAAAUUUUUUCCCACUGUUUACUUUGUCUUUUCCUCUGUGGUGAUUCCUUUUCAUGUGAAAAACUUUUUGAUAAACUAAGAUCGUAUUUAUUGAUUCUUUCUAGUAUUUCCCAUGCCGUCUGCCUACAGCUUUGUCGAGAUUUGUACCUACCUUGUCUUCCAGGAGAUUGAGUGUCUCAGCUUUAAUAUUUAGGUCUUUGAUCCACUUUGACUUUAUAGUGCAGAAUGCUAGGCUGGGUUAAUUCUUAGUCUUUGGCAUGUGAAAAGCCAGUUUUCCUAGCAUCAUUUAAUAAAGAGGCUGUUUUUCUUCCAUUGAAUAUUUGUUUUCUUUGUUAAAGAUAAAGUGGGUGAGUGUGUUUGGAGUUGCAUCUACAUCUUCUAUUCUGUUCCACUGAUCCUCAGGGUUGGUUUUGUUUGUUUUGUUUUUGUCUUUGCCAGUACCAUGUUGAUUUUAUCACAGUAGCUUUGUAGUAUAAUUUCAAGUCAGGAAUUGAAAUCGCUCCUGCCUUGUCUUUGUUGCGUAGAAUUGCCUUUGCUAUUCUAGGUCUCUUCUGGCUCCAAAUGAAUUUUAGGACUGUUUUCUCUAAUUCUGUGAGGCAUGCUCAUGGAGUUUUGAUUGAGAUUGUAUUAAAUCUGUAUGGCAGUUUUAGGACUGUAGCAAUUUUCACUAUGUUUGUUCUUCCUGUCUGUGAGCAAGAGAUAUCUUUUUAUUUUCUGAUACCUUCAAUCCUGUUUUUCAGAAUACUGUAAUUUUCUAGGUAUAGAAUGUCUACUUCGUUUGUUAGAUUGAUUCUUAAGUGUUUCAUUUUUGGAUGCUAUUAUGAAGGAUAUUGUCUCCCUUUCUCUCUCUGUGAGGUUGUUGCUCAUAUAUGGGAAGAUUAUUAAUUUUUUUGUACCUGCAGUUGAACUCAGGACCUUCUGCUUGCCUGGCAAGUGCUUAUACCACUGAGCUAUAUCCCCAGCAAGCUAUGGAUUUUCAAGUGUUGACAUUGUAUAAAGCCAUGCAAUUGAAUUUGGUUAUUAAUCAAGGAGUCUUUUGGUGGAGUUUUUGGGGUCUUCUAUGUAGAGUAUAAUGUCAUCAGCAAAUCAUAGUAAUUUAACUUCUUAUUUUCCUAUCCUUAUUCCUUUUAUUUCUUUCUUGUCUAAUUGCUCUAGCUAGUAUUUCCAGAACUAUAUGCAGUAGGAUUGGUGAGGCUGGACAUCUUUGUCUUGUUCCUGAUUUUAGAGAGAAAGCUUCCCACUUUUGACCAAUUCGUCUCAUGUUAGCUGUCGGUCUGUCACAGGUGGCUUUCAUUAGAUUGACGUAGAGAUCAUCUAUUCUAAUUUUCUGCAGGGUUUUUAUCAUGAAUGGCUAUUGGAUUUGUCAAAUGCUUUUUCUGUAUCUCUUGAGAUGAUCAUGUGAUUUUUGUCUUUGGCUCAGUUUAUAUGGUGUAUUGCAUUUAUUGACUGGUAUAUGUUGAACCAUUCCUGCAUCUCUGCAUCCGUGGGAUGUAUAGUCAUGUUGAUGAUUUGCUGUAUUCUGUUUGACCAUAUUUUAUUAAGGGUUUUUGCAUCUAUAUUCAUUUGGGAGACUUCAGUUUUCUUUUCUAGUUGUGUGCUUCUCUGGUUUGGGUAUCAGAGUAAUGCUUGCUUCUGGGAAUGAUUCAGGAAGUUUGAUUCCCUUUCAAUUUCAUUAAAGAGUUUCAGCAUUAGUGGAGGUAGGUCUUCUCUGAAUUUCUUGUAGUAUUCAGCAGUAAAUCCAUCAGAGCCUGGGCUUUCCUUCAUUGGUAGGCUUUCAAUUAUAUUUUCAAUUUCAUUGACUGAUACCAGGUUCCUUAUAUCAGAUAUUAUAAUUAGGUUGCUUAUAGUUUCCUGAUUUAGUUUUGGUAUUCAUAUGUGUACAGGAGUCUGACCAUAUUUUGUGUUUUCAUUUUUUUAUUGUACAGGUUCUUGUAGUAGAUAUUGAUAAUCUAGAUUUCCACAGAAUCCAUUGUUAUUUUACCCUUUUCAUUCAUAAUUUAGUGAAUUUGAAUGUUUUCUCGUUUUUGAUAAGGUUGGAUAGAGAUUUAUCAAUUUUAUCAAAUAAUCUUUUAAAGAACCAAUUCUUUGAUUCAUUGAUCUUUUGUAUUGUUUUGUUAGUCUAAAUUGGAUUAAUUUCUUCUCUGAUUUUUAUAAUUUCCUCUCUUGCACAAGCUUUGAGUUUGAUUUGUCUAGCAAUUUGGGUUCAACAUUAAGUUGUUUAUUUGAGCUCAAUAUAUUUUCCUUUUUUUUGCAUUUUUUUUUGUCUUUUUCGUUUUUAUUGGUACCAGGAAUCGAACUCAUGACUGCCUGCUUGCAAGGCAGGCACUUAUGCCGCUGAGCUAAAUCCCCAGCCCAAUAUAUUUUCCUGAUGUGGGAGUUUAUCACUAUAAGUUGCUGUGAUAUGCCUCUUCUUUAACUUGCAUUUAUUGAGGUGACCAUGUGAUGUCUUUGGCUGUUUAUAUGGUGUAUUACAUUUAUUGAUUUGCAUACACUGAACCAUCCCUGCAUCUCUGGGAUGAAUCCUUGUUGGUCAUGUUGUAUAAUCAUCUUGAACCACAUAUUGAAGUAGGAAUUGAUAAUCUUCUAGUUUCAUUAAACUUCAAUAUGUUUCAA